Aspergillus welwitschiae is the source of this 1375-nucleotide messenger RNA. Its product is annotated as SDR family oxidoreductase. Bases 95 to 922 code for a protein of 275 amino acids. The transcript has 3 exons. Gene Ontology annotation, biological process: phosphatidic acid biosynthetic process; triglyceride catabolic process. Gene Ontology annotation, molecular function: acylglycerone-phosphate reductase (NADP+) activity; triacylglycerol lipase activity. The record is from RefSeq and is a predicted model, not a curated record. Gene Ontology annotation, cellular component: lipid droplet; endoplasmic reticulum. Lineage: Eukaryota; Fungi; Ascomycota; Eurotiomycetes; Eurotiales; Aspergillaceae.
CUUACCUCCUUCCUCUGGCUUUAUAAACCACAUCAUCCCCGAUCCUUGCCAUUAAAUACUUGCAUCACAGACCACUCCAUCGAAAUAAUCAACCAUGUCCCUCCCCACCGUCCUCAUCACCGGCUGCAGCGCAGGCGGUAUCGGCUCCGCCCUAGCCGAAGCAUUCCACGAGCGGAACCACCACGUCAUUGCGACUGCCCGUUCCGUGGACAAAAUGUCGCAUCUGUCCAAGUACCCCAACAUGACUCUGCUCAAGUUAGAUGUAACUUCUCCCGAUGAUAUCGCUGCCGCUGUGGAAGCGGUUAAAUCACUCACCGGCGGGACGUUAGACUACCUUGUGAACAACUCCGGUCUCCCGCUUACGUUUCCGGUAUUGGAAACAGACAUCGAGAAAGCCAGAGAGGUCUUCGAGGUGAACUUCUGGGGAGUCGUAAGAAUGGUGAAUGCGUUCUCCGAGAUGGUGAUUGCCUCAAAAGGCGUUAUCGCAAAUCAUUGCUCCAUGGGUGGGGUUAUGACGGUUCCGUGGAAUGCGUUUUACACAUCUUCAAAAGCAGCAUUGAAAUCCUAUAGCGAGGGUCUUCGCCAUGAACUCGCACCAUUCGGAGUCAGAGUCGUGACCAUCAUGACUGGUGUCGUGGGGUCGAAUCUCUGGACUCGCGCGCCGGAGUUCAAUCUCGAGGGAUCUAGAUAUGCGCCUGCGACAAAGGAGAUGAUGGAUAUUGCGACUGGGGCGACCACAGGCGGCACGAUGCCUUGUUCGGAUUAUGCGCGUCGGGUGGUUGAUGACCUGGUUGGUGGGAAGACUGGGCUUAUUUGGAGGGGGAAGAUGGCCUCCAUUGGGUGGUUUUUGACGUCGUUCAUGCCGACGUGGUUUUUGGAUAUGAUGACAAAUCACAGGAGUGGAUUUGACAAAUUGGGUUGAUGCGACGAGCACCGAGAUCGAGUUUUACUGUGUGCGCAUUGGUUUCACAGAUACUAUCUCAUGCUACCGGUGACUUUGAGUCAAGAUGCUUUGCGGAUGCAUGUAUACUAUACGACUAAUCAACAGGGAGAGCCUGAGCGAGAAGCAUUUCUUUGCAAGACUAUUCAUAUCGCGUCCUCCCCCUUGAUGCCUGUAUUCUAUCCGUCGCCUAUCUGAGACCCUUGCCCUAAAUCGCCUAAGUUACCCUACCUCUGUGUCUACAGCCGCGAAUUCAACUCUUCUCCACGAGCUGACUGCUCCACCGCGGCGCGCCGAGCAUCCUCUGCCUCGUAGGUUUCCCUCCACGCCUCCUCGACCUAAGACACAGAUUAGUAUUCUAAACCAGUAUUUCCGAUGGCAACAUACAUUAUAGCUAUACAACCACCCAUGGUCAUCAUCCCACUUGUUGGCAAC